Messenger RNA from Ilex paraguariensis (yerba mate), 165 nucleotides. NCBI's taxonomy places the organism in Eukaryota, Viridiplantae, Streptophyta, Magnoliopsida, Aquifoliales, Aquifoliaceae. The record is from the annotation of a GenBank genome assembly.
AUGCUUAGGAAUGAGUUCUUUAUCAAGGCACAGUUGGCAUUGAUGCAACAUUUGAAUGGAAUGCCAAUCUUAUGUGAGAGGGCAAGGUGCGUUCGCCUUGCGGUUGUUGCAGAUCAAAGUAAGAGAGAUGGCAAGCAAUAUGUGGAGAUGUUCUGCACUAUGAAA